UUCAAUUUCACACGUUGAGGAAUGUGGCUCCAGUAAAUUUGUCCAUACAGAUUUGACAGGGUCCUCAUUGGUUUGACUAUGGGGUGCAUCCACCCAUCGGCCUUGGGCAAGGUCCAUACGCCACCUUCCAGUCUUCAUGGAGGCAGUGAAGCGAAGUGAGGGCAAACCUUUAUAAUCUGCCGAAAGCUAGUAUACACUACGUCAGGGUCCAGAUCAAGACACCUUCUCCGGCAGUCAGUUCUGCGUCCCGACCCAGCUAAUCCAGAUUUUCCCAGUCAGUGAAAUUCUUUCAAUUAUCUUCUCAUCAUUUCCUCUUCAAUCCUCUUAUUCUCGACACCAAAUCUGACUUGUGACGACCGUGCUGUAAUUCUAUCGUGUAACCGUGUCUCGCUUCACCUAUUCUUCCUCUGCCAAAGAGAAUUCCGAGUGUUCCGAGUAUUUUUAAUCGCCAAGCAGCAGCCCUGACGGAGUUAUACAUUGUCGCACUUGCUACAUUGUCAAACUCGAAUUUGCAGAGAGCCAUCAGCGAUUCUAUCGACUUCUCAUCAAGAUGAACGAAUUCUUCUCGUCCAACUUUGAGCAGAUCAAAAUGCCCACUGGGAAAACCGGUGAUUCUAUGCAGUAUUGCCUCAGUCCUUCGGCGAUGACGAAGCCAGCUUCACACACUGAGGACCCUCUGCAGUGGGCGAAAGCAGCCCGUGCGAUGCAUUGCAGUCACUGGGAGGAAGUCGCCGACAUGGUUCAUGAGUUUCAGGAUGCCAAAGAAAUACUCAUUCAAGGUGCCAAUCUCAAAGUGGCCCAUGUCACAGCUGUUGCCAGGCGUUCUGAUGUCACCGUGGUGCUCGAUGCAGCCGUUGCCAAGGAACGAGUUGACGAGAGCUCCGAAUGGGUGCUGCACAAUAUGAGGAAAGGCACUGACACUUACGGUGUCACUACAGGCUUCGGUGCCACAUCCCACCGCCGCACUGACCAGGGAGUUGAGUUACAGAAAGAGUUGAUUCGUUUCCUCAAUGCUGGAGUUCUGGGUAAGGACGCUGCCAACAUCCUUCCCGUGUCCACAACCAGAGCAGCAAUGCUGGUAAGAACCAACACUCUGCUGCAAGGCUACUCCGGCAUUCGGUGGGCAAUCCUCCAAACUCUGCAGAAACUGCUCAACAAGCAGAUCACUCCUCAACUUCCUCUUCGAGGCACCAUCACAGCUUCAGGAGAUCUCGUGCCACUUUCAUACAUUGCAGGUCUACUCACCGGACGUCCUAACUCCAAAGCUGUCACCGAAUGUGGAGACAUUGUCAGCGCACAACAAGCUCUGAAGCUCGUAGGUCUGCUGAAGCCCUUUGAGCUGCAACCCAAAGAAGGACUGGCCCUCGUGAACGGCACAGCAGUCGGCUCAGCUUUGGCUUCCACAUGUUGCUACGAUGCCAACGUGCUCGCCCUCUUCGCCGAAGUGUCGUCGGCUCUGUUCUGUGAAGUGAUGCAGGGCAAGCCUGAAUUCACCGACCACCUCACCCACAAGCUCAAGCAUCACCCCGGUCAGAUUGAAGCGGCUGCCAUCAUGGAGCAUGUGCUGGAAGGCAGCUCCUACAUGAAGGCCGCAGCCAAGCUCCACGAAACGGACCCGCUGCAGAAGCCCAAGCAGGACAGGUACGCUCUGAGGACGUCUCCCCAGUGGCUGGGCCCCCAAAUCGAGGUGAUCCGCGCUGCCACACACUCCAUCCAGAGGGAGAUCAACUCUGUGAACGACAACCCGCUCAUCGAUGUGUCCCGAGAUAUGGCAGUGCACGGUGGAAACUUCCAGGGCACUCCCAUCGGAGUGUCCAUGGACAACAUGCGACUGGCAAUUGCAGCCAUGGGCAAGCUCAUGUUCGCUCAGAUGUCGGAGCUCGUCAACGACUUCUAUAACGGCGGGCUUCCAUCGAAUCUGACGGGAGGUCCUAAUCCGAGCUUGGAUUAUGGAUUCAAAGGCGCGGAGAUAGCCAUGGCGUCUUACACUUCAGAGCUCUUGUAUUUGGCCGGUCCAGUGACCACCCAUGUGCAGAGUGCGGAGCAACACAACCAGGACGUGAACUCUCUUGGUCUCAUCUCAGCUCGCAAAACAGAGGAAGCUAUCGAAAUCUUCAAGCUCAUGUGCUCCACAUAUUUGGUGGCGUUGUGCCAGGCUGUGGAUCUGCGACACUUGGAGGAGAACAUGCUAGCAAGCGUCAAGCAAGUGGUCUCUCAAGCGGCCAAAAGAACUUUGUUCACCGAUAACGAAGGCUGCCUACUGCCAUCGCGCUUCUGUGAGAAGGACCUUCUGAAAGUGGUGGAUAAUUUGCCUCCUUUCUCGUACAUAGACGAUGCUACCAGCGCAUCCUACCCUCUGAUGCAGAAACUGAGGCAAUGUCUGGUGAAUAGUGCGCUCAGUCCCGCCAAUGAUGAUGAGGGCUGUAGUACAUUCAGAAGAAUCUCGGUCUUCGAGGAGCAGCUAAAGAUCGGGCUGGAGUCUACCAUCCCCUCCAUUCGAGGGCAAUUCGACAAUGGCGUCACAGCAGUACCAAACAGAAUCACUGACUGCAGGAGUUAUCCUCUGUACAAUUUUGUAAGAUCAUUAGGCACCAAGUUACUAGUAGGCACGGAGACGAGGUCACCAGGGCAGGAUAUCGAGCUCGUUUUUGAAGCCAUUUCGGAAGGCAAGAUGGCCACUCCCUUACUUGAAUGUUUAUCAGUGUGGGACGGAUGUCCGAGAUCCAUCAAGCCUUCCAAAACAAUAGCGUAAGAUGCUACAUAAACAUCUGUACAUAGCAUAAGAGAAGUAGUUCUUUAUUUGUAAGUUAUCAACAAUUUGAUACGACCCAGUGGAAAUAUAUUUUUUCAAGCACCAACGAAUUUCAGCGCCCAUGAAUUUCAGCGCCCAUGCGAUGCAUGAAUCUUGACUUAUCACAUUUG
Marchantia polymorpha subsp. ruderalis is the source of this 2922-nucleotide messenger RNA. Lineage: Eukaryota; Viridiplantae; Streptophyta; Marchantiopsida; Marchantiales; Marchantiaceae. The record is from the annotation of a GenBank genome assembly.